UAUAUUAUGACAUAUGUCAAUAACGCAUGUAGAUUGCACGUAGAUCGUAGUUAGUGAAAAAUUGAUAAUAUGAAUUUACCAUUCAGAAUAAUAUUUUAAGUAGAUUACCACGAAAAUAGAUUUCACAUCUAGUAGACCAAUCAAUUAAUUCACAUUUAUAAUGACGCGGUUUGCUCGAGCUAAAGGCUCAAAGGCUUCUAACCUUAAAGAUCCUGAAGACAGUACACCAUGGGAAGUAAUGAAAGAACAGCUGGUUAAAGCGAAAAAAGAAAGCGAAGAAUCAAAAAAGCGAGAAGAGGCAGAGCAGCAAAGAAUAAAUAAUUAUGAAAACUUCCUUAAAGAACGAAGAGUUGAAAAACGAAAGGCUGAAUGGUGUGAUUUCCCAGAAACAAAGAAAACACAAAAUGAAAGUAAACCUAGUCCUGAAAAGAAAAAGAAAUUGAAAAUCAACAACAAUGUUAAUAAUUCAGAAACAGUCAACCCAGAAGUUUCGUCUGAUAAUUCUAAAAAGAAGAAUAAAAAGAAAAAUAAACAAAAGAAUAAGACUGGACAAAAUAACACAGACAAUGUAGAAAAUGCAGAUUCCUCACAAAGUUUAAUUAAUGGUACUGAUGGUCAAAAAUCGUCAAAUAACAAUGAUACAAGUGAGCCAAAUGAUAAAUUUAACAAAAAGCCUAAUAAUUCUGAAAUGCCUCAACCAGAGCAAGUAGGUAAGAAUAAGAAAAAGAAAAAUAAAAAUAAUUUUGGUGCCACAGAAAACAACACUGUAGAGAACAAAUCAAAUCAAACUAACACUCAAAACAAUCAACAGCAGCAGCAUAUGCAAGCAAAGAAAAAGAUAAAAAUGGGAGAUGGGCCUGUAAGAAGAAAAGAGAUAACUGAACGUAGUUUCAAACUCAUAAUUAACGGCAAAGACAUUGAGUUAGUUAGAUUUGAUGGUUUUCCAAUCAUGAAGAGAGAUGCAGACAGGCUGCAAGAAUUGAAGAAUAGCAUGAUUAAAAAAGGCAUACCUAAAAGUGAAGUUCAAAGGACUAUGAAAUUGGAGCGAAGACGGGCUGAGAAAGCAUUGGCGAGAUUGAAAAGGGAUGUAUGCUACAACUGUAGGAAAGGAGGCCAUAAUCUGUCAGACUGUCCAGAUCUUAGGUCCAAUAUACCGGGAGUGGACUCGGCUGAUGGGGUUUGCUUCAAAUGUGGUUCAACUGAACACAGGCAAAAUGAAUGUAAAGUACAGAGGGAUAAGGAAUUCAGAUUCGCCACUUGCUUCAUUUGUAGAGAACCUGGUCACUUAGCAAGGCAAUGUCCAGACAAUCCCAAGGGUCUCUAUCCAAACGGGGGAAGCUGUAAGCUCUGUGGUGAUGUCACACAUUUGAGGAAGGAUUGUCCAACAGUGUCCGAGCAAAAGGAAAGUACUUCAAUAAAACUGUCCACUUUAGAUACAUCAGACAAUAUUGAGGACAUAGGACAGUCUGUAAAAUCUACGGUCUCUACAGAACCUUCCAAAAAACCUAAGAAAGUUAAGUUUUAGUUGUAUUCCAUUUGUACAUAAUAUUUUGGUUUUAUGUAUAUCAAAUAAUAGACGCAAAUAUUGGAA
Molecule: messenger RNA, 1591 nt
Organism: Colias croceus (clouded yellow)
Lineage: Eukaryota; Metazoa; Arthropoda; Insecta; Lepidoptera; Pieridae
Product: zinc finger CCHC domain-containing protein 9-like
Exons: 4
Coding region: 161-1525 (454 amino acids)
Molecular function (GO): nucleic acid binding; zinc ion binding
Source: RefSeq, a predicted model, not a curated record